Molecule: messenger RNA, 1315 nt
Organism: Humulus lupulus (European hop)
Lineage: Eukaryota; Viridiplantae; Streptophyta; Magnoliopsida; Rosales; Cannabaceae
Exons: 3
Coding region: 18-923 (301 amino acids)
Cellular component (GO): ribonucleoprotein complex
Molecular function (GO): RNA binding
Source: RefSeq, a predicted model, not a curated record
UGACCGAAAAGCCAUAGAUGAGCAAUAGUGUUCGACUAAAUUUCUCUCUUUUUUCUUCUUCGAACACGGACGCAUACAGACAGAGAAAGGAGCUCUCAGGUGCUUUCGUCGCAAACCCGUUUCUAAAACUUGAAACCACUUCAAUGUUCCAUAGAGGUAAAUAUGCCGAUGGUGGGGAUGGGCGUGAAAUGGGUGCAAAGCGUCAGCGGGUAGUUGAACAGGGCUCUUCAUUUUAUGGGACUUCCCCUGGUCCAAGUUUUAUGUACAACCCAACUCCUUUUGCUUAUGUAGGACAACCUCCACCUUUCCCAGUAGUCAAACUUCGUGGUCUGCCAUUUGAUUGUACAGAAGUUCAUGUGGCUGAGUUCUUCCAUGGUCUGGACAUAGUUGAUGUUCUGUUUGUCCACAAGAAUGGAAAGUUCUCAGGAGAAGCUUUUUGUGUUUUUGGGUAUCCCCUUCAAGUUGACUUUGCACUUCAAAGGAAUAGGCAGAACAUGGGCAGGAGAUAUGUUGAAGUAUUCAGAAGUAAGAGGCAGGAAUAUUACAAGGCAAUUGCUAGUGAAGUUUUAGAUUCUCGUGGUGGUGGCUCCCCUCGCCGGAGCAUCCCAAGGUCUAAAUCUUAUGAUGAAGGGAAGGAUACCGCCGAACAUACAGGGAUAUUAAGGUUGAGGGGAUUGCCAUUUUCUGCUGGCAAAGAUGAUAUUAUUGAGUUUUUUAAGGAUUUUAUGUUGAUAGAAGACUCGAUUCAUUUCACCUUGAAUUCAGAAGGGAGGCCAACUGGGGAAGCAUUUGUGGAGUUUGCAACAGCUGAAGAUUCUAAAGCAGCAAUGGCAAAGGAUAGAAUGACUCUUGGUAGUCGAUAUAUUGAAUUGUUUCCAUCGUCGCAUGAGGAGUUGGACGAAGCUCUUUUAAGAGGACGGUGACUCCUUGUUGGAGUUCUGCUUCCAUUUUUUCCCCUUGAGGCAUGACUCAUGCAUGUGAAGGAGUUGUUCAGCUUCUCUUCUCAGUGUUAGUGGUGAGUGGUGAUGAACUCUGCUGAUUUUCUUUCAACUCAAGAAAGAAAGGAACCGAAAUAUAUAAGCUUGUCUUGUUUGUUGUAUUCAAACUCCGAUCUGUGAUUCCCCAGAGUGUCUGUUUUUGUUAAAAUUUAGAGUGAAAACAAUUGUCUCUAUAUGUUUCACCUCAUUGGCCAUAACAACUUCAUGGGGCCUUAUCAAAGCUUGUGAUGUACUAAUUAUCAUAUACCAAUUUAAUCAUAAUUAUUGUUUAAAAUCCCAAGAACAGAUAUAUCAUAUUGAUUAUGCCUUGGAAGUUC